UUAGGAUAAAAUAGACAAUAGGCCCGAAAGGGAGUCCAUUAACCCGGCAAGAAAAAAGCCAACUCAUACAGAGGGACAAACACUCACACACCACGACGCAGUUCCUCCGCUGACUGUGACGGAGGCUGCCAAGUGCAAACCGGAACAACCUUCGCAAAUCUCAACUAACGCCACACCAACACUUCACUUUCAAAUCUUCAAAACGACAUCGUAUAUAGUUUGAUUUAACUUAACGCGGUUCUAGGGCUUCUCAUGGAGACGCAACCACACGAUAAUUUGCAGCACGCACCGGUUUCUUCCAGUGACGCCGAUAUUCUACCCAACGAUGCGGUGGCUGAUUUUUCAAAUCACAGAGAAACUGAAGAAAAAAGCCAUGUUUCAAGGGAUGAAGUUAUUCGGGUUCUACAAGCUAUUGCAUCCUCCGGGAGGUUCUGGCAUGACUGGGAUAAUCUCAAGAGUAUGCUAUCAUUUCAGCUGAAGCAGGUAUUGUCUGAGUACCCUGAGGCAAAAAUGACAAGUGAGCAGCAAUAUGCUUCACUAAGAGAAUCCUACGCUGAUUUGGUCCACAAAUUGGAUGAUGCACUUACAUGUUUUAUUGAUGGCCCACCAUUUACGUUGCAAAGGGUUUGUGAGAUUCUAUUGGACGCAAAAAACAUUUAUCCAAAUCUUUCCAAGCUGGCUUUAGCUCUUGAAAAGAAUUUGUUAGUUACAUCUACAUUGACAAUCUGCACUGAUCCAUAUCCUCAAGAAUCAGUACAAGAGACUAAUGCCAUAGAGAAGCCAAGUGAAAAGCAGCAGGAGCAGCAAUCUGAUGACGCGCAAAAUGGUAUUGAGCCUUUGGUAACAGACAAUGACGAAGUAAUGGUUGACGCUGAUGCAGGUGAUGAUGUGACCAUUGAAAUGGAAACUUUUGAAGAUGCUAAAUCAUCAGAAAAUGAUCCUGAGCCAAAUGUUAAUAAUGCACAAGUCUCGUGAUUACUAUCCAUUUUUAAAUCCAUAAACUGUUAAUUAAGUAUAGACUCGGAUGUUUUCUCGCAAUGAACUCCAAAUGCUGAGAGAAACAGGUAUGAGGAGGGGUGAGGCCAUUGUGUUAUUUAAGCUCUGCUCUUGUGAUAGUUAGAGCUUAGAAUUUCAUAGCACUUAAAAUCAGAACAAAGUCCUUAUUUAGUAUCCAUUGGUUGUUAUGCUUGUAUUGGUAGCAUGAGCUUGAAUAUCUUGGUUGUUAUGCUUGUAUUGGUAGCAUGAGCUUGAAUAUCUCACUGUAACGUGCUUUUAAUUUGUACUCUGAAGUUAAAUUAUAAAAAAAUUCUGAUAUAACA
Messenger RNA from Vicia villosa (hairy vetch), 1319 nucleotides. RefSeq lists its product as uncharacterized. Gene Ontology annotation, molecular function: protein phosphatase regulator activity. The transcript is spliced from 8 exons. Gene Ontology annotation, biological process: protein dephosphorylation. Bases 253 to 975 code for a protein of 240 amino acids. Lineage: Eukaryota; Viridiplantae; Streptophyta; Magnoliopsida; Fabales; Fabaceae. Gene Ontology annotation, cellular component: protein phosphatase 4 complex; nucleus; cytoplasm. The record is from RefSeq and is a predicted model, not a curated record.